UCUGUCCACACUUAUCACAAAGCGCGAGACGAAGAGCAGACGCCAUAGAAAUCCGGUGAAAACAAAUUGGAAUUGAAUUGACAUCUAAGCAAGCUAGACCAAAUCCAACAUGGGCAAGGAAAAGGCUGCCAAGUCUUUCAGCAUUGGCGACCUAGUGUUCGCCAAGGUGAAGGGUUAUCCGCCGUGGCCGGCCAAGAUCACCAAGAGCAACAACAAUAAGAAGUACAAUGUUUACUUCUACGGAACUGGAGAAACGGCUAACAUCAAGUUGGAGGAUCUGUUCCCGUACGCGGGCAACAAGGAAAGAUUCGCCACGGAAAAGAUUAUGAAGAGGGCUAAGUUCAUUGAAGCUAUCGAUCAAAUAGAGAGCGCCCUGCGCGGAGAAGACUCGGCGCCCAUCGAUUUGCCCGCCACGGAAGGAGGUGCUGCUCCACCCGCCUCCGCGGAUCCAGCAAAGACCGAGGAACCGAAAGAGACAGUGGAACCCUCGACUGCGCCUGCUCCUCCUGCUACUCCCGCGGCAGAGAAGCCGAAGAAAACCGUCAGCCGGAAGUCCAAGGCACCACCACCGCGCCAUGUGGUCGGAGACAGUGAAACGGGCGGUGACGCUAACACCGCCGCGGAGACAGCUCCUCCUCCAGCUAAGCGGCGGGUUCCCGCUGAGGGUCUGAGUGCCGGCACAGCCACCACAGCGGCUAAUCCAGCUGCUGCCACCAGCUCAUCUAGCAAGAAAUCCGUAAAGAAAUCGAAGCCCACGGCUGCAGUUACUCCUAUCCAGAAGCGGGCAAGGCAAAUCAAUAACAUUCGGAAUGAGAUGCUUAUGGUAUACAUGCCCACUGCUAAGUGUUUGGGAAUCGACAUAAACUACAACAAGCCAGAUAUCUUUGAAAACGCCGCUGCCGAGGAGGCUUGGGUGGAGAAAGCUCGUAAGGAAGCCAUGGAGCUCAAACUUAAACUAGAGAGUGGUCAACUGGACCCGGAGGCCAUGCCCGAAAGGAUCGUGGUGGAACCCAUGCGCACCGAAAUUCCCAAGCAGGAAGCCUUGAGGUUUAUCGAAGAGCUAAUUGAGCACGAGGAUGCUCUGUUUAUGGAGCGCGAUUUCAUCCAACUUUCCCAACAACUGCGCGAGUGCCUAGGAUUGCGGCGAGCCAAUGUGGGCAAGUGCUUGGAGAUUCUGGAACAGUUUAAGGAGGUGGAGCUCACCAAGUUGAUGCUUCUGCGGAAUCCAGAGUGCGUGGACAUAAUGCGACGUCUUCGCCGCUAUGUGGGCAACUUAGAGCUCUGGAAGAUGGACUUGUCAGAUGAAGUAGAGUUUAAGGAAAAGGCACAAGUCAUUCGCAAGGUUUCCUCUGGUAUAUACGAUGGCUUCAAAAGUCUUUUUAAUCCAGAGCCGGAGGGAGAGGACAACUUUUGGAUUGACUUCUGUGAGAAGGUAAGAAUCUACAAGAACUACACGAAAAACAUGAACGAAAACCUUCGCGUUGGAAUGAAUGAUCGCGGCUACAACAACUUGGUGUUGGCCAAGGAAAGCUCCGCUUCCACCGAAGCCGUGCAGCAGUAGAUCAGUGUUUAAGGACCAGCUCUGCUUGUCCAGAUGUACGAUAAGUUAAUCCUAAGCGUUAAAACCAGGCAACUUGAAGACAUUGCUAUGAACGACGAAGAUUGUAUAAGCAGAAUGUGCUAUUGCUUAAUUUUUAAGAUUAAAAUUCAUCAAUUUCCUUAUAUAAAACUAUAAGGUUUGGACCUUACAUGUGCUUGCCCACCAGGGGCAUCUGCAUAUCUGUGCAGCUCUGGAGAUUGGACAACUCCUGCCGCACCCGCUUAUUAUUACAACCAGACAUAUAAAGCUGUCUUGCUUCUGAUCCGUAAAUAAUUAUUGUGUGUAGAUGUUUUGAUUAUUAAUGAAUUAAAUAUAGUGGUACAUACUCUCA
Messenger RNA from Drosophila eugracilis, 1931 nucleotides. It is a transcript of the gene Jasper, whose product is annotated as hepatoma-derived growth factor-related protein 2. NCBI's taxonomy places the organism in Eukaryota, Metazoa, Arthropoda, Insecta, Diptera, Drosophilidae. Gene Ontology annotation, molecular function: transcription coregulator activity; double-stranded DNA binding. The transcript is spliced from 3 exons. Gene Ontology annotation, cellular component: nucleus. Gene Ontology annotation, biological process: regulation of transcription by RNA polymerase II. The record is from RefSeq and is a predicted model, not a curated record. Bases 110 to 1561 code for a protein of 483 amino acids.